Molecule: messenger RNA, 3134 nt
Organism: Magallana angulata
Lineage: Eukaryota; Metazoa; Mollusca; Bivalvia; Ostreida; Ostreidae
Exons: 1
Coding region: 1-2958 (985 amino acids)
Source: RefSeq, a predicted model, not a curated record
AUGGAAUUUCCUGUGGAAGGAAAUUACACCCCAAACUUUACCGAGUCGGAGUGUUCUAUUAGAAUUCCGGGUAUCGCUUGGAAAGAAGAAAGCCCCAGGUCUUUUAGAGAGACACCCAGAAUUACUUCGCCCAAUAAGGACGCCAGAGAUGGUCGUGUUCAGGCAUUCAGUGCCCAGAGAACAAGCGAUACACCCAGACCAACCGAGGAAUUAUCCUCUGUAGUGUCCAUCAUUGAGCGCGUGUGCAGCCAGAUUUGCAAUGACCUAAGAAGGAGUGGUGUUCUAAAAGAUGAGAUAGUGGCUGCACGUGUAUACAGCGAGCUCUCAAGCCGCUGUAUCCGAAGAAGCAGCGAUCUAAAUGAAUCAGUUCCAGCUAGCCCAGCUAGUGGCAGAUCGUCUGCCAGCAACGGAUCAAGAGUAGGACAGUUAAAUGGCAGAAAAUCAUCUAAUGGUGACCGAGCUUCUGCCUUAUCAAAAACAGCCACAGAGCGUUCAGUCGCCAAACUAGCAAUUUCUCUCAACACAAGAGGAGAAGAGAGCAGAAACUCAACCAAGAGCAACCCUGUGAGAAGUUCUGCCAGCAACGAAUCAAGAAUUGAACAGAACGAUGGUCUUAGCCCAAGUGAUGGCGACCGGGUUUCUGUCGUAUCUACAGCAAACACUGAGCGUUCAGUCGUCAAAUCAGCAAAGUCCCUCAACAAAAGGAAUGAAAAAUCAUCCCAAGAAAACAGAAACUCGAGCAAAAGUAGCCGUGUUAGUUCUCGUGCAAGAAGCGCCCAUUCAGAGAUUGCAACUACUUCAAGAUCGGCCAGUUCAAUAUCAAGAAACUUGACGAGGAGUGGAACACCAAUACAUGGACAGCGUGUUACGUCAGCUAACAGUGUCAGUUCUAGAGGACGCGUUCUAGAAUCCAGAAUGAACAAACAUAGACAUACUCCAUCGCCUUCUUUUAGACAAACCUCUUCACCUUCUAUACAGAGUAUCCAGAGUACCCCAAGAACUACUGAGGGCAGGAGUUUUGAAAAUAUCCAAGACCGUACAAAAUCAAUUCAGUCCGGUUCAAAGCAGGAUAAUAAUACUUUACUGCUGGAUCAACCAAAGCGUAAAAACAAUGAAUCGUCCACUUCUAUUGGAAAAGAGUGUGCCUCUAGUAGAAGCAGAACAAGCCAUAUUCCAGUCAGAACCAGAACGCCACGUGACAAGGACGUUGCACUGGUCACACGCAAUGAGGACAAAAUUGGACAAGCUUCCUCGCCUAUCGCAUACAGAAAAACGAAAUCUGAAAGCGGACAUUUCGGUAAUAAAGUACACAGCAAAUCAGUAGACACUGAAAUAGAGCGAUGUGAGAGAAAAACGGGAUACAGUUCACAAGUGUCGUCCACAGUGUCAAGUGUUGGUUUCGCCGCUCCUGCAUCAACUGAGGAUGCGUACAAACAAAAGAUGAUUGAUGACACAAAACACAUGUCAUCCAAACUUGCUUCAGAAACAUCAAGUUCAUCCCAGACUUCAAUGAAAGUCUCAUCUAGUCGAUCAAGCAAAAUACCAAUACGAUCUGUCACGCCGGAAGUCACAAAGCCUGCGAAUACUAAAGCAAAAGAUAAUCCAAAGAGACUAUCCAAUGAGAAAUUUGAGAACCCCGAUACUAGUGUCAAAGAGAGCGCUAAGAAUGUGUCUGGUAAAAAAAUCAAGGGAUCCAAUGAAAUCGUUAAAAAAGCAACAAAGAAACCAAGUGUCCCAAAAGCAGGACAAAAGAAAGAAGAAAACGCUCAAAUGAAUGCUCUAGAAAGAAGAAAGUCUUAUGAAGCAAAGCGCAAACUCGAACGGAACGGGGGUCUUACUGCCAAGACUGUAAGGAAAACUGAAAAAGUCACUAAAAAGCAAAUCAACAAAAAUGGAGACAAAGAUGAACUCAAAAUUAACACACGAAAAGAAACGAAUGUCAACACCGAAGUCCCCAUCACUGAGAAAAACCCUUGUCACAAUGAAGACAAUUUUACAUAUGAAGAUGACUUCGAACCGAUGGAUGAUGAGGAAACAAAAGAAAGUGCGUCGCCUGCCGAUAAUAGGGUUGUUCCCUUUGCUCCGGUGUCUAAGACUGAAAUUGUGUGUGCCAACCACGAUGUCAAACAAAGAUCGUCUGUCACACAUGAUCAUACUGAGGGAGACCCCGACAACACACCUCGCCUCAACUUCAUGACCAAUAGAGAGAUCCACGCUUGGCACAUGGACACGGUGCAUGGAAAAUUGGCAGCAGACAUUGGACGAGUUUAUCCCAGCAGCACGCGAUCAGAUGUAGAUUUUGGAUAUCUUAGUCAUCCUACCUCCAAUGAUCUGGUUCAGAGUCAAUCAGGCUACCACCCCGGGUAUUGUCUCACACACAUGCAUCCUAGCAUUGCACACGUCUAUGAUAACUUGAAUCAGGUUCCCGAAUACAAAAGAAUGAAGGAGAAAACCAAAAGGAAGGCCGGAAAGAGAUCUUCUUAUGUUGAUGAAAACGAGCACGUUCGACGUAAGCCGUCCAACGCUAAAAAGAAAACCACGGUGGGUUACGUUCCCGGAUAUGGAGCUGUCCGGGUGAUGAAGGAAGACGUCGGACAAGCUUGUCCUGGAGGGAGAAAGCGCACCUCCAGCAAUACGUCAUUUCCUGUCAUCGAGCAUCAGCUCAAACAUGGCCGGACACAGAGGCCGGUUGUGGGGUACGUUCCGGGAUACGGACCAGUUCGAGGACAACCCGUCCCACUUUUCCCGGUAGUGCCUUCAGAGAGAGUCGUGCUGCCUCCGUUAGAUUUUGGUCAGGCCUGUAGUUGUAAUGGUGACGUCAAGAGGAGCAAGAAAGGUCGUGACAAGAAGAGAAGCCAGGAUCUGUUGGAGAAUCGUGCUCGAGCCAAGCCGUUCAAUACUUAUGUGGACGAGGACGCGUCAAGAAGAUUCGAACGCCAGUAUGCUAUGCAUCGAUAAAGACUGAAAGGGGUUUCUGAAAAAAAAAACAUUGAAAAUAUUGCAAUUGUGUUAAUUAAAUUGAUAAGUUUCAUAACCAGGUGUAAAGCAAUAUGUUAAGUUGAAUUUAAAAUCGAGAAUAAUUUUGAUGUUAAUUUUGAACAAGAUUUAAAAAGAAUUAUCACCCCCUUCCCAUA